CCCGUCCUGGCCCAGAACUAGAGAGGGAGCUGGACGAGAGCGGGCGUCCGGGGCCCAACUUCGAGCCAGGCGGGAGCGAAGCCGCAGUCCCUGAAGGGGGGACCCCCGCAACCGCAGUGUCUCCAUUUUACGGUAUUCUCCAUUUUCAUCAUGGGCUUCUGCCUGGCUCUGGCAUGGACAUUCCUGGUUGGGCCAUGGAUACCCACUGGAGCUCAGAAUGCUAUUUCCUGGGAGGUGCAGCGAUUUGAUGGAUGGUACAACAACCUCAUGGAGCACAGAUGGGGCAGCAAAGGCUAUCGGCUGCAGCGCCUGGUCCCAGCCACCUAUGCAGAUGGUGUGUACCAGCCCUUGGGAGAGCCCUACCUGCCUAAUCCCCGUGACGUCAGCAACACUGCCACGAGGGGCCCUGCAGGGCAGGCCUCCCUGCAGAACCGCACAGUGCUGGGGGUCUUCUUCGGCUACCACGUGCUCUCGGACCUGGUGAGCAUAGAGAGACCCGGCUGCCCCGCCGAGUUCCUCAACAUCCACAUCCCACUCGGGGACCCGGUGUUCGACCCCGACCGGCGCGGGGACGUGGUGCUGCCCUUCCAGAGGAGCCGCUGGGACCCCAAGACCGGACAGAGCCCCAGCAACCCCCGGGACCUGACCAACGAGGUGACGGGCUGGCUGGACGGCAGCGCCAUCUAUGGCUCCUCGCACUCCUGGAGCGACGCGCUGCGGAGCUUUUCUGGGGGGCAGCUGGCGUCGGGGGCCGACCACGCCUUCCCCCGGGAUGCGCAGGAGCCCCUGCUCAUGUGGACCGCACCCGACCCCGCCACGGGACAGCGCGGGGCCCGGGGGCUGUAUGCCUUCGGGGCCGAGCGAGGGAACCGCGAGCCCUUCCUGCAGGCGCUGGGCCUGCUCUGGUUCCGCUACCACAACCUGUGCGCGCAGCGGCUGGCCCUCGAGCACCCGCGCUGGGGGGACGAGGAGCUGUUCCAGCACGCGCGCAAGAGGGUCAUUGCCACCUACCAGAACAUUGCUCUGUAUGAGUGGCUGCCCAGCUUCCUGCAGCAAACACCCCCAGAAUAUACAGGGUACCGCCCUUUCCUGGACCCCAGCAUCUCUCCAGAGUUCCUGGCAGCCUCUGAACAGUUCCUCUCCACCAUGGUGCCCCCUGGCGUCUACAUGAGAAAUGCCAGCUGCCACUUCCAGAGGGUCAUCAAUCGGAAUUCAAGCGUCUCCAGAGCUCUCCGGGUCUGCAACAGCUAUUGGAGCCGAGAGCACCCAAACCUACAAAGAGCUGAAGAUGUAGAUGCGCUGCUACUGGGCAUGGCCUCCCAGAUUGCUGAACAAGAAGACCAUGUGGUGGUUGAGGAUGUGCGAGAUUUCUGGCCCGGGCCACUGAAGUACUCCCGCACUGACCACGUGGCCAGCAGCCUGCAGCGGGGCCGGGACCUGGGCCUGCCCUCUUACACCAAGGCCAGGGAAGCACUGGGCCUGCCUCCCAUUACCAGAUGGCAGGACAUCAACCCUGCACUCUCCCAGAGUCAUGGCACCGUGCUGGAAGCCACCGCUGCUCUGUACAACCAGGACCUGUCCCUGCUGGAGUUGCUCCCUGGGGGGCUCCUAGAGAGCCACGGGAACCCCGGGCCCCUCUUCAGCACCAUAGUCCUCGACCAGUUUGUGCGUCUGCGGGAUGGUGACCGUUACUGGUUUGAGAACACCAGGAAUGGACUCUUCUCUGAGGAAGAGAUCGCAGAGAUCAGAAACACAUCCCUCUGGGAUGUUCUAGUGGCUGUCACCAACGUGGACCCCAGUGCCCUGCAACCCAAUGUCUUUUUCUGGCAUGUGGGAGACCCCUGCCCACAGCCAGGACAACUCAGCACGGAGGGCCUGCCAGCCUGUGUUCCCCCUGUCAUGCGGGACUACUUCAAGGGCAGUGGAUUUGGCUUCGGGGUCACCAUUGGGACCCUCUGCUGCUUCCCCCUGGUGAGCCUGCUUGUUGCCUGGAUUGUUGCCCGGCUCCGGAAGAGAAAUUUCAAGAAGCUCCAAGGCCAGAACUGCCAAAGCAUCAAGUCUGAGAAGUUCGUGGAGGGCGUGGAAGCGUUGGAAUGGCAGGGCCGCAAGGAGCCCUGCCGGCCUGUGCUUGUGCACCUGCAACCCGGGCAGGUCCGUGUCCUGGACGGCAGGCUCUCUGUGCUCCGCAUCAUCCAGCUGCGGCCCCUGCAGCAGGUCAACCUCAUCCUUUCCAACAACCAUGGACACCGUACCCUGCUGCUCAAGAUCCCCAAGGAGUAUGACCUGGUGCUGCUGUUUAACCUGGAGGAAGAGCGGCAGGCACUGGUGGAAAACCUUCGGGUGGCUCUGAAGGAAAGUGGGCUGAGCUUCCAGGAGUGGGAGAUGCGGGAGCAGGAGCUGCUGAGGGCAGCCGUGACGCGGGAGCAGCGGAGCCUCCUCCUGGAGACCUUUUUCAGGCACCUUUUCUCCCAGGUGCUGGACAUCGACCAGGCAGACGCAGGGACCCUGCCCCUGGACUCAUCUCAGAAGGUUCAGGAGGCCCUGACGUGUGAGCUCAGCAGGGUCGAGUUUGCCGAGUCCCUGGGCCUCAAGCCCCAGGACAUGUUUGUGGAGUCCAUGUUCUCUCUGGCCGACAAAGACGGCAAUGGCUACCUGUCCUUCCGGGAGUUCCUGGACAUCCUGGUGGUCUUCAUGAAAGGCUCCCCUGAGGAGAAGUCUCGCCUUAUGUUCCGCAUGUACGACUUUGAUGAGAAUGGUCUCAUUUCCAAGGACGAGUUCAUCAGGAUGCUGAGGUCCUUCAUCGAGAUCUCCAACAACUGCCUGUCCAAGGCCCAGCUGGCGGAGGUGGUGGAGUCCAUGUUCCGGGAGUCGGGCUUCCAGGACAAGGAGGAGCUGACAUGGGAGGACUUCCACUUCAUGCUGCGGGACCAUGACAGCGAGCUCCGCUUCACACAGCUCUGUGUCAAAGGAGUGGAGGUGCCUGAAGUCAUCAAGGAUCUCUGCCGGAGAGCCUCCUACAUCAGCCAGGAUAAGCUCUGUCCCUCUCCCAGAGUGAGUGCUCGCUGUUCCCGCGGUGAUGUCCAGGUGGAGCGGACACCACAGAGACUGCAGUGCCCCAUGGACACCGAUCCUCCCCAGGAGGUUCGACGGAGGUUUGGCAAGAAGAACCAAAGGAGUGGACUUCUACUAUAUAAUUUAGACUCAUGGUUGUCUUCACGGAUGGGGUGGAUAUGGGACAUGGGGAGGAACAGGAAGUUUCUCAGAGAUCAGAAAUCCAACCCCCUAGGGUCCUUCUUCAGGCCUCCACCUCUGGCUGGCGGGAGUGCGCCUUGGGUUGAAUGGGUUGAGCACCCCCACCCGGCUGCCCCCAGGCUCACCCCAUCUGCCUGGUCUUCCUUAGUGUUACACAGCGCAGGCCACGUGGUGAACGUGUACCUGUUCUCCAUCAGCCCACUCAGCAUCCUCUCCUGCCUCUUCCCUGGCCUCUUCCAUGAUGACGGGUCCGAGUUCCCCCAGAAGUAUUACUGGUGGUUCUUCCAGACGGUGCCAGCCUGGUUGGAUGCUCAGAAAGCCUUGGGGGUGGGCAUGGGCUCCACAAUGAACGAGGAACUGGGGGAACUGGAGCCAGUUCAGAGGAGAGCUCCGUUCCGAGAGGCUCAAGUGAAUCCUGUGGGGAAAGGCUCAAGAGUUCUGGGACCCUCAGCUGGGGGAAGGGAGAGGAUGCUUCGGAGGAUGGGGUUGGGAACAGUUCGGUUUUGGAACCUGGAAGGAGCAUGGCACACGCUCAUCAUCCACGGCAGCUUCGCUCUGAUCCAGCUGCCCCGUUUCCACAUCUUCUUCCUGGUCCCGGCACUAAUCUACGGGGGGGACAAGCUGGUGAGCCUGAGCCGGAAGAAGGUGGAGAUCAGCGUGGUGAAGGCCGAGCUGCUGCCUUCAGGGGUGACCCACCUGCAGUUCCAGCGGCCCCAAGGCUUUGAGUACAAGUCAGGACAGUGGGUGCGGAUCGCCUGCCUGGCUCUGGGGACCACCGAGUACCACCCCUUCACACUGACCUCUGCGCCCCAUGAGGACACGCUCAGCCUGCACAUCCGGGCGGCAGGGCCCUGGACCACUCGCCUCAGGGAGAUCUACUCACCCCCGACCAACGGCUGUGCCAGAUACCCGAAGUUGUACCUCGAUGGGCCAUUUGGAGAGGGCCACCAGGUGCAUAAGUUUGAGGUGUCGGUGCUGGUAGGAGGGGGCAUUGGGGUCACCCCCUUUGCCUCUAUCCUCAAAGACCUGGUCUUCAAGUCGUCAGUCAGCUACCAAGUAUUCUGUAAGAAGAUCUACUUCAUCUGGGUGACACGGACCCAGCGGCAGUUCGAGUGGCUGGCUGACAUCAUCCGGGAGGUGGAGGAGAAUGACCACCAGGACCUGGUGUCCGUGCACAUCUACAUCACCCAGCUGGCUGAGAAGUUCGACCUCAGGACCACCAUGCUGUACAUCUGUGAGCGGCACUUCCAGAAGGUGCUGAACCGGAGUCUCUUCACGGGCCUGCGCUCUGUCACCCACUUUGGUCGCCCCCCCUUUGAGCCCUUCUUCAACUCCCUGCAGGAGGUUCACCCACAGGUCCGGAAGAUUGGGGUGUUUAGCUGUGGCCCCCCUGGCAUGACCAAGAAUGUGGAAAAAGCCUGUCAGCUCAUUAACAGGCAGGACCGGACUCAUUUCUCCCACCAUUACGAGAACUUCUAGGCCUCCUGCCCAGGGGCUCCACCCACUGCCUGCUGAGCAGAGGUUUGGGUCACACCUCGCCUCACCUCUGUACUUCCUGUUUCUGGUUCCCUCACCUUCUCCCCACUCCCACCUACCAACCUUGGUCGGGGUGGCCAUGGUCAGUCACCGCAUGUGGGUUCAGGGACCCCAGACUCAUAGUCUCAGCCUGGAGAAGUGGGAGGCACCGUCCGGGGACUAGAGGUUAUUGUUUUGGGGCAAAAUGACACCUCUUCUUCCAAACUAAGAAAAAUUUCAAAAGACUGGGGCUGACAAGUGGUAAGUUGUGUGUGUGUGUGUGUGUGUGUAUAGGGGGCUGUGAGCCUAAGGAUGAAGUGGGAGCACAGAUGCUGGCAUCUUAGAACUCCUCCCCUAAGUCCUCCCCUUCUUCUGGGCUUUCCACUGUCAAAAGGGCUGGCAAAUGCCUUCAAGGGGACAGAGGCUGGACCCCAGAGAGAAAUUUAUAGGAAAUCUCUCAGCACCUCAGUUUAACAGCACAAUUGAUCUUCUCUCCCAAGUUCUUAAACAGGUUCUGUAGUCAGAACCUGGCUCAAUAUCUCUCUCUCUCUAUGUAGUGCUCUUCAGACGAUCUCUGCUCUUCUUGUUCCAUAGCUUCCUCUACAAAUAAACCACUUUUCUGCCC
Myotis lucifugus (little brown bat) is the source of this 5392-nucleotide messenger RNA. It is a transcript of the gene DUOX1, whose product is annotated as dual oxidase 1. Gene Ontology annotation, biological process: response to oxidative stress. Gene Ontology annotation, molecular function: heme binding; calcium ion binding; peroxidase activity. Gene Ontology annotation, cellular component: membrane. The record is from RefSeq and is a predicted model, not a curated record. Lineage: Eukaryota; Metazoa; Chordata; Mammalia; Chiroptera; Vespertilionidae.